UUGUUCAGGUACAGCACUACCUUUGCCUGUCCCAGAGAAAGAGAGAGCGAGAGCGGGACUGAAAGAGAGAAAAGAAGACAGACUCAAGGAAAAGGAACUGUUUCCAUCACAAGAAAGGAAGAUGAAAGCACAACUGGUUUGCAUUGUCUUCAUUCUCCUCUGCGCUGCUGUACAAAAUCGUUACGCCUUCAAAAUCCAGACAGAAGUCCAGAAAGAUGUGGCCAGCUUGACAGAACCCUUGGCAGAAACCUCUGGAUUGCAGCAGGCUUUGUUACGGAGAGCCAAGCGCCACAGCACCCACAUUUCCAUCUGCACCUACUGCUGCAAGUGCUGCAAGAACAAGGGCUGUGGUUUCUGUUGUCGGACAUGAAAAGUGAACAAAAACCUCCACGACUAACUGCUCUCCUGUUACGCCACCACAAAAACACAAACCCGCUCAGAGACACAACAGGAUCCCCAUACUGGCCCUUGCUCCUCUCCCCAGAGGCACUGUCCAUAUUUAUUAGUUUGACACUCUUAUUUUUUUGUUCUUUUGCUUGUUUGCUUUGUACAUUGUUUGUUACUGGGAAUUAAAAGUGUUUUUAUCUCA
Messenger RNA from Sceloporus undulatus (fence lizard), 589 nucleotides. RefSeq names its product hepcidin antimicrobial peptide (gene HAMP). Lineage: Eukaryota; Metazoa; Chordata; Lepidosauria; Squamata; Phrynosomatidae. Gene Ontology annotation, cellular component: extracellular region. Gene Ontology annotation, biological process: intracellular iron ion homeostasis; defense response to bacterium. The coding region runs from base 122 to 370 and encodes 82 amino acids. The record is from RefSeq and is a predicted model, not a curated record. The transcript has 3 exons.